AUGGGGUCGUUCAUGAGCGCGUUACGCCUUGCAAUGGCCCUGUCGUAUUUCCCGGAUUUGGCGUCUGUGUCGUGUCCCAUGUCCAUGUACGAUUUGGCUAAACACGAGACCAAGCAAGCAAAGAAGGGUGUUCGGAAAGUCCAAGAUGGUGACUCGGUUGACCAAACCAAGAAGAAAUCAACACUUAAGGGCCAAUUAAUUCAUCGCUUCCACCAGGCGUUGAAGGAAUCACAAGAGGACAGAGCAAUCGGCACCGGUGCUAUCCGAAAAGCACGUUGGGAACAAGCAGCAAAGGGCGGACAGACAGGUAGAGAGGAUGUACUGGCAGGUAAUUCUGCAAAUGCCGUCGCUGUUGCGACUUCUCAAGCCAUAAAGAGUCAACGACGAACAGGACGCACAAAGAAGACAGAAGAUAUUUCGUACCUCAAAGGUUCCGGCACUUGA
Molecule: messenger RNA, 444 nt
Organism: Psilocybe cubensis
Lineage: Eukaryota; Fungi; Basidiomycota; Agaricomycetes; Agaricales; Agrocybaceae
Exons: 2
Coding region: 1-444 (147 amino acids)
Source: RefSeq, a predicted model, not a curated record